GGAAGAGUAGCUUCUUGUUUGGACAGCCUCUCCCGAAGCUCAAAGGAUAACCGUAAUAAGGGACUGAAAAGUGCAAUGAAGUCCGAAAGGUGGUGAACUUGUGACUGGUCAACUUGUAUCACGCAGAGUGGCUGCAUUGAGUGACAGCAUCUGCUUGGACGCUGAGUCUGAAAGAGAAGGCAGGCACUCAUAGCAACUUAACUUACCUUUAGUAGGUCGUCAGCGUUGGCCCUUGCAGAUCUCGUCGUUGGAGACCCACCAAAAUGGCAGAAGAUAGUAAAGUUCCCACCGUUGAAGAUGGACUUGCGACAGGGGUACAAUCUGUGGGGGGCGUUCCUGUGCUGAUGAAGGAACAAUUGCCCGUAGCAGUGACGUUAGAUGAGGAGGACGUUGAUGCGGCGAAGGAAAAGGAGAGGGUCCUGGCGGCAUUUCACUCAACAGCGCCAGAAGCGGUACCCAAAUCAGCAUCUGAAACUGCGCCAAAGGGAGAGACAAAGCAGGUUGGCCUGGCUACAGGAGUCCAGUCUGUCGGUGGCCUGCCUGUUGUGGCAAAGCAGGUCGCAAGCGCUGAGAAGGAUGAUGACGCAAACGAUGCAGCCAGGGAGAAAGAGAGGGUCUUAGCAGCAUUUCACAGUGAUAUGCCACCAGCAGAGGUGGCAGCUACUCCUCCAGCAGCAAGUGAAUCUGCGCCGAUCGAAGUUACAGGAGAUGGGGAACCAGUGUCAAAAGCAGGCAAGAAGGGGACCAUGUUUGGUCUGAAAGACAGAGUUGCACUUGCAUUCAAGUCUGAACCAAAGUCCGAGAAGGAUGGAGGGAAGGGCACAGAGGAGGAGACGAUGGGAAAGGAGGGGACGAAGCCGGGGACACCAACAUUGAAAAGCAGGGUCUACCAGAGUGUCGGUUCGAUUGGUGAUAAGGUCAAGUCUCAGGCCUCUUCACUAAGAUCGUCAUGGAAGUCUGAGACCAAAGUGGGGGCCGAUGCAAGCUCUGAGGCUGUCCCACCUGAAGGCGAACCGGUCAAAGUAAGUGCAGCGGAGCUUCAAGAGGCCAAUCCGGCGGGGCCUCCUUCAGAUCUGGCAAGCCCCGGCGCAGAAAAGACGACGGUGAAGGAGCGGGUUAUCCAGAGGGUGGGGUCUCUUACUGAGAAGAUGAAGCAGCAAGCAAACUAUGUGAAGGCGGCUUGGAAACCGGAGGACAAGAAGCCAGUUGCUGCGGACGAUCUCAGGGAUGAUGCAGAGAGUUCCAAACCAGAGGCCUCUUCAGAACUGGCUGUGGAGCCUGCGCCGAGCUAUGAGUAUGGGGAGGGGCGGGUCACAGUGUUUUCCAUCAGUGGGUGCCCCCACUGCAAGGCCGCCAAGGCGCUGCUGAAGAAGAAGGGCGUCAAGUUUGCAGAGAUCAACCUGGACGUGUUCCCAGAGAGGCGGGAGGAGAUGCAGGAGCGAACCGGGAAAAGCAGCUGCCCCCAGAUCUUCUUCAACGAGAAGCUCAUUGGGGGGAACGAUGCCCUGCAGGCACUGGAAAACGACGGGAAUCUGGAUGCAGAGCUGAAGCUUGUUCACGAAACCCCCGUUCCCUCCUCCGCCCCCGCAACCCCCGGCCCCAAUAAGUCUGCCGCCCCUGUAGCCGACGAAACCCCUGACAAGCAUCUGGAGACAGUCAAGUGGCUCCGAGAGAAGCUGGCAAUCAAGGACCGGUGGUACAAGCUGCGCAAGUAUGACCGGUGCUUCGUGGGCUCGGAAGCGGUGGACCUCGUCGUCGAAGAGAAGAAGAUCAGCCGGCACGAGGCCACGUCACUCCUCCAGCAGCUGCAGACGAAGCACUUCUUCCAUCACGUGCUACGGGAGCACUCCUUCAAGGACAGCCCCCUCUUUUACCGCCUCCUGGAGCACGAGCCGUUCGGCAAAACCGCCGCCAACUGGUCCGGCGCGACCAGCGAUUUGGAGCCGCCCCCAGCGGUCGAGCUCGGCACGCGGAUGCGCAAGAUGAUCCUCGCUGUGUACGACGAGUUCUUGUCGGACGACGGGCGCCACGUGGACUACCGCGGGAUCGCCAAGAGCGAGAUCUUCCGGAGGUACGUCAGGCUGACGCUACAGCUGCAGCGCGUGGACGUGCUGGCGCUGUCGCGCGAGGAGAAGCUGGCGUUCUUCAUCAACAUCUACAACGCCCUCGUGAUCCACGUCACCGUCGUGCUCGGCCACGGGCCCACCACGCUCGCGGUGCGGCGCCACUUCUUCACUGAGCACACCUACAUCAUUGGCGGCUCGUCCUACUCGCUGACGGCCAUUGAGAACGGGAUCCUCCGGGGCAACAAGCGGCCGCCCUUCUUUUUCUCCAAGCCCUUCGGCGACAAGGACGACCGACUGCCGGUGGCGCUGACGACACCCGAGCCGCUGAUCCACUUUGCGCUCGUGUGCGGCGCCAAGAGCUGCCCGCCCGUCAAGACGUACGAGGCCAAGGCGGUGGACGAGUCGCUUAAAGCUGCGGCGCAGGGCUUCUUCGAGGGCGGGGGCGCGACGGUCGACGUGGAGACCAAGACGAUCCACCUGAGCAAGAUCCUCAGCUGGUACAAGACUGACUUUGGCGCGACGGAUCUGGAGGUCCUCAAGUUCGUGGCCCGGUUCUUGACUCUGAAGGAGCGGGACAAAUUGGAGGCAUUGAUAGGCGAAGGAAAGUACAAGAUUGAGUACCAACCAUACGAUUGGAGUGCCAAUAGCGCAGAGUAGACGGAUCCAGCCCCCGUGUAGCCGGGUGCCCAUCAAUCGAGGCUGUUAUAUCAAUAACCCUGCCUGAUACUGACCUGCCACUGUGAUAGUUAGAAGCAG
Messenger RNA from Klebsormidium nitens, 2822 nucleotides. The record is from the annotation of a GenBank genome assembly. NCBI's taxonomy places the organism in Eukaryota, Viridiplantae, Streptophyta, Klebsormidiophyceae, Klebsormidiales, Klebsormidiaceae.